Molecule: messenger RNA, 567 nt
Organism: Etheostoma cragini (Arkansas darter)
Lineage: Eukaryota; Metazoa; Chordata; Actinopteri; Perciformes; Percidae
Product: REST corepressor 1-like
Exons: 5
Biological process (GO): regulation of transcription by RNA polymerase II; negative regulation of DNA-templated transcription
Cellular component (GO): transcription regulator complex; histone deacetylase complex
Molecular function (GO): transcription corepressor activity
Source: RefSeq, a predicted model, not a curated record
CAGUGUAGUAUUAGUACUUGUACUGCAGAACUCUGAAUACUGCGUGUGUGUGUGUUUCAGGUGAGUUGUGGAUCCGAGAGGUCAGAGGUCAAACCAGCUGCUGGACUCAAGACAGGCAGCAAGGCGUCCCAGCGACUGAAGAAGCGUCCUCCCAGAGGAAUGUUCCUGAAUCAGCAGGACGUCGUCUCUCUCUCGUCUUCGUCUGCUCAGGGAGUCAUCAGACAUCUGGACUGCCAGCUGGUGUCCAUCAAGAGACAGAUUCAGACCAUUAAACAGUCCAACAGUUCUCUAAAGGAGAAAAUCAGCUCAGGAGUAGACGAGUUCAGACAGCCUGAGGCAAAUCAGAAGUUUAACAAUCGUUGGACCACAGAGGAGCAGCUGCUCGCUGUACAAGCCAUCAGGAAGUAUGGGCGGGAUUUCCAGGCGAUCUCAGACGUGAUUGGUAACAAGUCGGUGGUGCAGGUGAAGAACUUCCUGGUAAACUACAGACGGAGGUUCAACCUGGACGAGGUUCUGCAGGAGUGGGAGGCGGAGCACGGGAUGGAGGCGGGGGACGGGGGGGACGGG